AUGUCAAAAAAGGAUCAAGUAUCUAUGUUCAUUGACGAUAGCACGCUCUCCGAAAUUUUAAAUGUUGCCGAUCAUACCGAAAACCAAACCAUUGGGAACAUUUCUGCUACCAUUCAAAGGAUAUCAGGUUUCUGUACAAACGAGAAAAUUAUCCUAAAUCCAAAGAAAACCAAAGAAAUGAUCAUUGAUCUUCGUCCACAAAGGAGUAAUAUCCCUAAUGCUUCUUUUAAUGAACGUAUAGUCGAAAGAGGUACAAGUUAUAAACUUUUGGGAACGCGGAUAGAUAACGAUUUUAAAUGGAUCAGCAACACGGAUUUCAUUAUUAAGAAAGGACGAGGCAAAAUAAUCUAUUAUCUUAAAGUUCUAAAGAACUACGGCGCACCAUCACAUG
Paramuricea clavata is the source of this 391-nucleotide messenger RNA. The record is from the annotation of a GenBank genome assembly. Lineage: Eukaryota; Metazoa; Cnidaria; Anthozoa; Malacalcyonacea; Plexauridae.